This is a messenger RNA of Arachis ipaensis, 505 nucleotides long. Lineage: Eukaryota; Viridiplantae; Streptophyta; Magnoliopsida; Fabales; Fabaceae. The record is from RefSeq and is a predicted model, not a curated record.
ACAUAAUAUGCACACUCUAUAAAUAAAUGAAGAAUAAGGGCGGUUCCCAAAGUAACUACUAACUAGAAAUUCCUCUUCUCAGGUCCAAAAGAAAUAUGGAGAACACUGAAAUGGAAAACAAUGUGGUUGGAGCUACAACUGGGAACGAGCGAUUGAGUGAUCAAACCAAUCCAAAACACUAUAAAAAUGUGCACACUAUUAUUGGAGAUUGUGGCCAUGGUGACACUAAUUCUUCUUAUCCCCAAUUUUCCAAGGGUAUUAGUGUUUGCAACCCUAAUAAUGGUCCAGAUGAUCAGCUAGUCCAAUUUGCUGAACUCAUUUUAGGACCUAAUAAGUUUGAUCCAAACAUGGAUCCUAAGAAAAUCAACAAAAUGAUCUCGAAUCGGCUCUCUGCACAGAGAUCUAGACAAAGGAAAGUUCGAUAUCUACUCAAUUUAGAAGAGCAAAUGAAAAUUUUUCAGGUUAUGAUGAUUUCCAUAAUAUAAAUCAAGUUGUUAUUGUUAAC